Falco peregrinus (peregrine falcon) is the source of this 1880-nucleotide messenger RNA. RefSeq names its product translation initiation factor IF-2-like. Bases 832 to 1701 code for a protein of 289 amino acids. Lineage: Eukaryota; Metazoa; Chordata; Aves; Falconiformes; Falconidae. The transcript has 2 exons. The record is from RefSeq and is a predicted model, not a curated record.
GGAGGCAGGCCAAAGAAUCAGUGUUGCAGAAACACACAGAAGUGAAUGGAUCAUGAUCCAUUAUCAUAUUCAGCAUUCAGAGAAGAAAAAGAUCCACCCCAAAGCCUUUGCAAGCAAAGGAUAGCAGAUGGAGGCAUGUGGAAAAAAAGUAAACUAGUCACCACGUACCUUAUUUUUACAUUACAUUUGAUGUAUUUUAUCCUCCCAGUUUUUCAAGAUGCCACUGGCUUUGUGCAUGACUGAAUUGUUAAUAUUUGUCUAGGGAAAGCUAUAAAUUUUGACAGAUGGGUAGCGGGCAGUUAGGGCUUCUGGUAUCCAGGAAGGUGUAGGAGGUGGCUUUGUUUUUUGGCAGUUGGGACAUUGAAACUGAUGGUAUUCGGGAAGGAAUUAUCUUCCACAUCCUGGCUGAAGGACUGUUCCUUCCGUUUGCAACCAGCAGUAAACAGGCAUCUCAGCAAUCCCCUGUAGCAUGCAGGUAUCCCAACAUAUUUUUCUCCCUGAGCAGGAUUUGGUGGUUGGCUUGUGGCUUUUUUUCCCCCAAACCCUCUUCUUACCCAGGAAAAUCUUUCUUUUACAUAUUUGUGCAUACAUAUAAUUUGCUUCAGUAGUUCAUGUUACACCCCCUGAAUUUCUCAAGAGUACUACAUGAAAAUGACAUUGCCUAUCCCCUUUUGAGGCCACCCCCAUGUAACGAUGCAUCAUACACGCCAAGAGGCUACAAGUGGUGGUUUAGAACUGGGCGCUUGACAUACACAUUUAGGAUCUUGCCUACAGGGAUGGCUUCAUGCCCUAUGCCUCCACCAGUGCCAGCUGGGCCUGGCAGGAGCUCCAAUGGCUGGACAAGCGUCGAGGGCCGUGUUGGCUGUCCCAGCCUCUGACACUGUGCCCACCGCGAGCGGACACGGCCUCCGGCGGCCGUUCCCUCGGUGUGCCAGCUCCCCGUCCCUGCAGCUGGACACCCGACGGCACAAGCUCUUCCCUGCCGGUACAUACGGCCAGGGACGGUCUGCUCCUCCGCCCGGCGCCCCUGACGGCAAGGCGGGUCGUGCCCCACCAGCCGCCCCCCGCAACCCCGCGGAGGCAGCAGAGCCGCCGGGCACCGCCGCCCUCACCCCGGGCAGUCCCCGCCCGGCGCCAUGUCGGCCGCCGCUACCGCACCGUCUACCCACGGCGGGGCCUCGCCCCCCCGGGGCCAGCCCCCCGCACCCGGGCAGAGCCCGCCCGGUGCUGCCGCGCCAGCGCCUCCUUAAGAGCGCACGGAGCCCCCGCACGCAGCGGCCGGGCGGCUCCUCCCCGCCCCGUGUCGCAUCCAGCCUGGGAACGUGUGGCGGGGAGCGCAGCGGCAACGGGGACACGCAGGGCAGCCCCGGCCCGGGGCGGCGGCAGACCCGCACAGCGGGGGGGUUGGGGGCGGCCCCCCCGGGCAGAGGCGCGCGGGCGGCGGCGGGGCUGCUGGGGCGGGGGCUCCGGAGCGCGGCCCUCCCUUCCUCCCCGGUCCCGCUAGCGCCUUCAUUCCACAGCGCCCAUUGGCGAGAGUCGGGGGCGGGGCUAGCCCGCAGCCCACAGCUUGGUUGGCUGCUGCAUCCACCCAUCAAAGGGCGACGGCGACCGAGGAGAACUCGCCCUUCCGAUUGGCCGCGGCCUGAGAGAAGGCUGGCUGCAUGCAGACUCCCUUCUGGACCAUUCCUUGCCAUGUGCUAACUCCUAAACCAUGAACAGAACUGUUUGGAAGACUGCUAGUCGGCUGCUAAUAAAACUUCAAACAUCAAAUUUCAGUGCUUGGGAACACUCCCAGCCACUGUUUCAUUUACUGUUGUGGUUGUGUAACCAAAUAAUCUCUGUCACAGAAUAGUUUGGAGUUAAUGAAGAUCUGCUCCUGG